CGCCAGACUCCGCCGCGGAACGUGUCGCGCCGUGACGGCGUCGCCAUGGAGCCGAGUGCGGGUGUUUCCAAACAGGACAUCCGUGAACAAAUUUGGGACUACAUGGAAUCCCAGAAUUUAGCUGACUUUCCCCGACCUGUCCAUCAUAGGAUUCCCAACUUUAAGGGGUCUUAUCUGGCUUGCCGAAACAUCGAAGACCUAGACGUUUUUGCCAGAGCACAGGAAGUUAAAGUGGACCCUGAUAAACCGCUGGAAGGCGUUCGGUUGCUGGCGCUGCAGAGUAAGAAAACGUUGUUGGUUCCAACACCACGACUGAGAACGGGGUUGUUUAAUAAGAUCACACCACCCCCCGGGGCAACUAAAGACAUCCUGAGAAAAUGUGCCACCUCUCAGGGCGUGAGGAACUACAGCACACCCGUGGGCUUGGACUCCAGAGUCCUCGUGGAUUUAGUUGUGGUGGGAUCCGUCGCCGUCUCCGAGAAAGGCUGGAGAAUCGGGAAGGGAGAAGGUUACGCCGACCUCGAAUAUGCCAUGAUGGUGUCCAUGGGAGCUGUCAGCGAGGCGACGCCGGUGAUCACCAUCGUCCACGACUGCCAGGUGGUGGACGUCCCUGAAGCACUCCUUGAGGGUCACGACCUCACCGUCGACUACAUCCUCACUCCAACCAGAGUCAUCGCCACGGGCUGUGAGCGCCCAAAGCCAACGGGGAUCACCUGGUCCAAGAUCAGCCGUGAGAUGAUGGAGAAAAUCCCGGUACUGAGGCGGCUCCGCGAGCAAGAGAGGCAGGCUGGGAAGGACGUCGCCCUUCAGGGUGAGCCCGGGGACCCCAGCAGCCACCAGAAGGCUCCUCCAGGCACUGUCACAAGACCCCAGAACGUGCCUGGGCUAGAAGAAGAUUCUGUGGGAGCAGCCCGUGGCUCCCUGCAGGGGGAAGGAGCCCCAUUUGCAGCCGACGUCUACGUUGGGAACCUCCCCCGGGACGCCCGCGUGAGUGACCUGAAGAGGGUGCUGCGGGAGCUCGGCGCGGCCCCCCUGCGGCUCACCUGGCAGGGGCCGCGGCGCAGGGCCUUCCUCCAUUACCAGGACCCGGCCUCGGCUCAGCGGGCCCUCGCCUGCUUGCAGGGCCUGCGCCUGGGCCCCGGCACCUUGAGGGUGGCACUGGCCAGGCAGCAGAGGGACAAGUGACCUGGCGGGUGGCUGGGGGUGCAGGGCCGCGCUGCACAGACACCCUCACCAUCACCCACCAUGUGACGUGGGACAGCCUGUUGCUCUGGGUCCUGUGGACGUGGCCGGACGUGGCAGGGCUGGUGCUGUGUGAGCUGCUCAGUCUCAGUCCUUCCCAGGAAGUCACAGCGCAGGCUCCGCGAGCGGGCGCAGUGGCCACGUCUAUGCUGGGACACUCGGGAGGCUGCACACCCCGGCUGAGUCAGGUUCUGGUCUGUCCCGGUCCGUGAGCCUGUCUGUUCUCUGGAGGGACAGAGAGUCCAGAGGGCUCGGGGGCUGAGUGAGCAGUGAGCAAGUGGCAGUAGGCGGGUGACGGGGAUUUCGGAUCUGGGAGGAGGGGGCUAAGAGGAGAAGACGGAUGAGGGAUCCUGCCCAAGAGAAGCCCUGGCAGUGACCGCCGCAGGGCGCGGGACCCUUGGCUGGCUGGAGCGGAGAGCCACGCUCCAAAGCGCGAAAGCCCAAGUCAUGCAGUCCCUGGGUACAAGGUGCUCAUCACAGCCCAGUCUCAGUGUUACUCGGUGGACACCCACGAGGCCUUCCCGCU
Messenger RNA from Propithecus coquereli (Coquerel's sifaka), 1768 nucleotides. RefSeq names its product methenyltetrahydrofolate synthetase domain containing (gene MTHFSD). The transcript has 8 exons. Gene Ontology annotation, molecular function: RNA binding. The record is from RefSeq and is a predicted model, not a curated record. Bases 46 to 1185 code for a protein of 379 amino acids. Lineage: Eukaryota; Metazoa; Chordata; Mammalia; Primates; Indriidae. Gene Ontology annotation, cellular component: cytoplasm.